Molecule: messenger RNA, 1251 nt
Organism: Saccharomyces paradoxus
Lineage: Eukaryota; Fungi; Ascomycota; Saccharomycetes; Saccharomycetales; Saccharomycetaceae
Gene: PBN1
Product: Pbn1p
Exons: 1
Coding region: 1-1251 (416 amino acids)
Biological process (GO): GPI anchor biosynthetic process; protein processing
Cellular component (GO): glycosylphosphatidylinositol-mannosyltransferase I complex; endoplasmic reticulum membrane
Molecular function (GO): mannosyltransferase activity
Source: RefSeq, a predicted model, not a curated record
AUGGUGACAAGACAUAGAGUAACUGUGCUCUAUAAUGCUCCUGAGGAUAUUGGUAACCAUAUGAGUCAAAAUGACACCCAUUUGACUGUUCGUGGCGGUGCUGGCGUGGUUUUACAACAAAGGUGGCUAUUAGAGAGGACCGAAAGCAUGGAUGAAUCCUUUACGAGAAUCACUUGGAGGCCCAGAGCAGAUUUGACUAGAGAAUUGAGCGUUAUUGAGAAUGAACUGAGUGCCGGAUUUUCAGUUUACUCAAAUUCUUCGAAGGUGCCAGAAAGAUUUAUUAGUAACCCCGUCUACAAUUCAUUUCAUAGUGAGAAGUUUGAUAUAGAGCAGCACUUACCUCCCGAAGUAGAUUUGAACCUGCUCUGGAAUCCGGAAAAUUUCACAUAUGAUAUAACAGUGGAGCCCUCACAAAUCCAAAUUGUUGAGUAUCGUCUGUUGAAACAGGGUGAAGAAUUUACAAUUGGCAAAGUGAAGGAUGAGAAACUUGAAGUGGGUAUAUUCUUUGUGGAUGCCAGUGAUGAAAGUGAUGUUGAUAUUGGUGGAAUACGUUGUAAUUGGAGAAUGGACGAUAGUAAGCUGGAAAGAUGUCAGAAAACAUCUUUAUUGUAUAAACAGGGCCAUAUCGCCUAUAAUCACUCCCCAACUACGACAUCAGUAUAUUUGAAUCAACCCGUUGGUUUGCACCCAAAAGUCAUGAUUGAUCUCACAGGUUUCGAAGAACGCCCGCAAUGUAUGUACUUAAUGCACUUGCAAUUGCCUUUAGAAUUAUUUGUCGAUAAGUUCCAAUCCUCUCCCUUACUACUUUUUGGAGAAGACGACUUAGAAUUACCAGAAUACUCCCUUCGAGAUAAGGCAUGGGGUUCCGAGAGCAUCUUUGAAUUGAAGGCCGGCACUAUGAAUGAAGUGACAUUACAUUCUAGAUAUAUUGAACCUUCUAAUGGUGAAGGGGAUAGAUUGGAGGUUGCAUUCGAUCCAGAAGUUAUAUUAGCCUGCGAUACAGGUGACAAUAAAGUUUCCCGCAACCCUUUUUAUAAAAAAGGCCUAGGAUAUGAAUCCCUCUUCACAGACGAUACUACAUUCCGCCAUUUGAACUCGACAACUCUACUUGUACCUAUUCCAAGACCUGAUACAAAUGAUUAUUCCAAGAUCAAAAAUGGUACGUUGCUAUGCUUACUCAUCUCUAUCAUAUACAUUUUUUCCAAGGUAUUUGGUAACAACAAAAAGAGAACGUCAGUAAAACAGGAAUAA